Phaeoacremonium minimum UCRPA7 is the source of this 777-nucleotide messenger RNA. RefSeq names its product putative serine racemase protein. The transcript has a single exon. Bases 1 to 777 code for a protein of 258 amino acids. The record is from RefSeq and is a predicted model, not a curated record. Gene Ontology annotation, molecular function: pyridoxal phosphate binding; D-serine ammonia-lyase activity; ATP binding. Gene Ontology annotation, biological process: pyruvate biosynthetic process; D-serine biosynthetic process; L-serine metabolic process. Lineage: Eukaryota; Fungi; Ascomycota; Sordariomycetes; Togniniales; Togniniaceae.
AUGCCAGAGAUCUCCGCACCGCCCAAGGUCGCUGCGACGAAGGGGUAUGGAGCGACGGUCAUCUUUAGCGGGUCGACCAGUGUCGAGCGCGAGGCCAUGGCUGACAAGGUCAUCGCCGACACGGGGGCGCGGCUUGUGCCGCCCUACGACCACGCCGACAUCAUCCUCGGUCAGGGCACGCUCGGCCUCGAGCUCCAGGAGCAGGUGGAGGCCAUCAUGGCCGGCGAGGCGACGGACCGCAUCACGGGGGCGACACCCGGCAUGGCCAAGAAGGCAAGGGGGGCCAAGCAGAGAAAGGGUCUGGACGCCGUCAUCGCGCCCUGCGGCGGCGGCGGCAUGCUCUCCGGCGUGGCGCUGUCGUGCGAGGGCACGGGCAUCGCCGUCUUCGGCGCGGAGCCCGAGUUCGAGGGCGCCGACGACUGCAAGCGCGGCUUCGAGGCGGGCAGGCGCAUCGAGUCGGUGUCGACCCUCACCAUCGCCGACGGCCUGCGCACGCCCGUCGGCAGGGUGCCCUGGGGCAUCAUCUACGAGCGGCGGCUGGUCAAGGACAUGUACAGCGCGACCGAGGACGAGAUCAAGGCCGCGCUGCGCCUCGUCUACGAGCGCUUCAAGCUGGUUGUCGAGCCGAGUGCUGUCGUCCCCUUGGCUGUGGCACUGUACAAUGAGGACUUCCGCAAGAUGGUCGAGGAGCAGGCCGGGCCGGAGGGAUGGGAUCUGGGCAUUGUGUUCAGCGGCGGGAAUGUGAGCCUUGAGAACCUAGGAAAGCUGUUCAGCUAG